AUGGCCGCCCUUGACGCUUUGCCACUCCGCGAUAACUGGGCGGACGAUGUCAGAUUGGAGGCGACCAAGAUCAUAUACUCGAUCAACGGGCUUACAUGGGACGGGAAAGACGAGCGCCACCAAGAUUCGGAUUUCAUAGAGGCUAGGCUAGCCUUCAUUGCACGGAGCUGGAUUGCUCUUUGCGCAGGCCCCAAGGGCUCGCCAACCUUUGAUGCCGACUCACGAAGAAUCGUCAAGCCUCUCACCAUCCCGAGCAUCAUCCCUAGAAGUCGGGCCACUGAAGAGACUGGGAGCCUGGAAUGGGAUGUUCAGGAUCUGACAGGAAGCGGCGCAUAUGCGCAAAGUCGUCACCUCUCGGUAGACCCUUUGCUCGCGGAUGUUCUCGCGGCCAGGUCUAGAGCCGGAGGAAGACGUCAUCAGAAUGACAUCCUUGCUGACCCGACCAGAGAUUAUCAGAUCGAUCUAGCCACAAACGAAGGUUUCCGACAGGCCGCGAAGAAGAAGAACAACAAGAAGGGAGGGGCGGCGAAACCCAACUAUAUCAGCAACAACAGCAACAGCAACGGUAACAACGACGAGGGCGAGAAGAAGGAGGCUGAAGGAGGUGACGCUGGCGCCAAUGGUGAUGGGACCGGGGGCUCUGGCGGUAGCCCCAACGGAGAUGGCGGCGGUGGGGACGAAAACAAAGACGACGACAAGAAAGAGGAUGAGAAAAGAGAGGAAGGAACGGUAGAAGAGAAGGCAGAAGAGAAGACUGAGGAAGCUCCGCCGCCUCCCGAGGAUGACUUGGUCGGUACUGGUUCUAAGAAGAAGAAGAAGGGCGUUGCAGAACCCGAGCCUCCGGCAGUGGAAGAUCCGAAGAAGUCUACCGAUUCUGGUUUAGCCGCCGCUUCAGCAGGGCCUACCUUUGAUUCCUUCUCGAACAUCAAGAUGAACGGGAAUCGUGAUCCGCCUCGGAAAGAAGAGCCCAAGCCAGCGCAAAAGAGCGGGUUUGGUGGCUGGAGUGGCUUGGGAUGGGGUGGGCUUGGUCUGGCAUCAAAGGUUGUCGAGAAUAGCCCGUGGGGUCUCAAGUCCAAAAUCGGAGUGGGCUUCUCUUUUGGAGACGGUUCUGGUUCUGAAGAGCACAUUCAGAGACCGAAAUCAAGUGCAAGACAGGUUGAGAAACUGGCUGAGAAGCCAGUCGAAAGACCAGUCGAAAGACCAGUCGAGAAGCCGGUCGAAAAACCAGUCGAAAAGCCAGUGAAAAAGUCGGCCGAGAAACCUGUCGAAAGACCAACUGCGCCAGAAAAGCUUUCGGAUGACCCACCGGCAGACGAUUGGUUCGCCUCCGCGUCCGCCGUAACAGCUAAGAAGAAGAAGAAUGAUCUUGUCCAAGAGGCCAAGGUGGAACCGGGCUCUAAAUCAGGAGGGAAUGAUGCAUGGGACUUCUGGGGAGCGCCCAAGAAUAAGAAGAAGCCCCAACCUGAUCCCGAACCAGAACCGGAGCCUGCGCCAGAGCCUCCCAGGGAGCCAGAUCCUAAGCCGGAACCGACCAAGAGCACAGAAACAGAUGAUGCCUGGGGAGCUGCCCCCGUAAAGGGUAAGAAGAAGAAAGGUAAGAUCACCAUUGCCGAUGAACAGCCAAAGGAGCCGGAUCCUCCCCGUGAACCAACAGCUGAACCCGAACCUGAGCCAAUUCCCGAUCCAACACCCGAGCCACCCAAGUCAUAUGAAGAGGACAAUCCAUGGGCGAACAUUGCCACAACAUCGAAGAGGAAGAAGAAAAAGGGGAAGAACGCCGUGCCGGAGCCGGAGCCUGUCAAAGAGCCCGAGCCUGAACCGGAACGAGCGCCCACCCCUGAACUUGUUCCUGACCCAGAGCCGGAGCCGGAACAGGAGGUGGAGGAUUCCUGGGGUUGGGGUACUUCGUCCAAGAAGACCAGGUCGAAGAAGGGCAAAAAAAUCGAGCCUGAACCAGAGCCAGAGCCAGAGCCACCCAAGGACCCGGAACCAGAACCUGAGCCUGAGCCUGUCCCAGAGCCCGAAAAUAAACAAGAAGAUGAUUUUUGGAGCUUUGGCGUUACUGCGACUAAGGGGAAGAAGAAGAAGGGCAGGAGUAAAGACCCAGAGCCCGAGCCUGCCAAAGCACCCGAACCCGAACCUGAACCCGAGCCUGUUCCGGAGCCCGCGCCGGAGCGUUCUAAGAAGGAGGAAGAUGAUCCAUGGGGCCUUGCAGCUACUUCCUCCAAGAAGAAGAAGAAGGACAAAGGGAAAAAGGCUGCUGAGCCUGAGCACGAGCCUGAACCUGAACCUGCGAAGGAACCGGAGCCCGAGCCCGAGCCCGAGCCAGAACCAGAACCGGAGCCUGAGUCGGAGCCUGACAUUUUAGAACACAGUAUGUGGAGCUUUGGGUUUUCUACUAAGAAGAAGAAGGGGAAGAAGGAACCCGAGCCAGAACCUCCAAAAGAGCCUGAACCAGAACCGGAGCUGGAGCCUGAGCCUGAGCCAGAACCCGAGCCUGAGCCUGAACGUCAAAAGAAAAGAGAAGAUGACGAUCUAUGGGGCCUGAGCACAUCAUCGAAGAAGAAGAAGAAGGAGAAGGGCAAAAAAGCUGUCGAACCCGAGCCUGGACCGGAGCCAGUCAAGAAGUCGAAAGACAAGAAGGACAAGAAGGGUAAGAAGGUGGCCGAGCCAGAACCAGAACCUGAGAUGGAGCCUGUCCCCGAGCCGGAGCCAGAACCGGAAAAUGACGACGACGAUGCAUUCUGGGGCUCUCUGAGCGGCAACAAGAUGGCCCAUCACGAGACUUCAAGCACCAAGGACCUUCUUGACUUGGACAACAAGAACGGUAGCCAUGUCGAAGCUGACCCGCGUGCGUCUACCGAGAGCAGCGGCGGCUUCUUUGGUUGGUUGUCAGGCAAGAAUAAGAAGAAGUCUGGGGAGUCGUCGGAUGUGUCCACCAAGCCGGAACCAACGCCAGAAGAAAUUGAGAGGGCUGCUGCCGAGGAGGAAAAGCGCAAAGUGGAGGAGGCUGCAGAGCAGGCACGCAGGGAAGCUGAAGAGGAGCUUGCCAGAGAGGAGGAGCAGGAACUAGCUGCUCUCGUGGCCAAGAAGAACAAGAAGAAGCGAAAAGGUAUCUCGAGAGCUGAACAAGAGCGGAUGGAUGAGCUUGAGGCGAAUGCCAACAGGCGGGCAUUGGCAAAAGAAGCGCGUGAGGCAGAAGAAGCAGACCGAGAACGGGAACGACAGGAAGAGGCCGACCACGAUGCCAAGAAAGCUGAAGAAAAGGCAAAGCUAGAGGCUGAAGAGGCUGCUGAGCGGGAGCGCGAAGAGGAAGAACGUGAACGACAGGAGGCUGAGGCUGCAGAGGUGGCGGCGGCGGCUGCUGCAGCAGAAGAAGAAGCAGCUGCAGCGGCAGAAGCAGAAGCUGCAGCAGAACGAGCACGGGUAGAGGCAGCAGCAGAGGCCGAGGCAGCGUCUUCCAAGAAGUCUAAGAAGGGUGAUAGAAAGAGUAAGAGUAAAAGGGAUAAGGAACGUGAGCGGGAAGAAGAGGAGGAGAGGGAACGUGACAGGGAACGCGAGAGGGAGCGUGAGAAGGAGAAGGAGCGUGAGAGGGAGAGGGAGAGGGAGAGGGAGAGGGAAAAAGAAAAAGAAAAGGACAAAAAGAAAGAUAAGGAUAGGGAUAAGGAUAGGGAUAGGGAUAGGGAUAAGGAUAGGGAUAAGGAUAAGGACAAGGAUAGGGAUAAGGAUAAGGAUAGGAAGAAGGAUAAAAAGAAGGGUAAAGAGAAGGAAAGGGAAAGGGGGCGAGAAAGGGAGAAGGAGAGGGAAAGGGAGAAGGAGAAGGAGAAGGAAGAGGAGGAUGAGGCCAACUAUCUAACUGCCGAAGACGAAGACGAUCUUUUCAAAGACCUCAACGAUGCUGAUAUCACAGCCGAGCAACUCGAGGAGCUACUGGAUGACGGGCCCGCGGGUAAGGGACUCAAAGACAAAGCGUCGAUUGAGCCAGUUGAAACGAGGGAUGGGCCCGGCGAUGACCCCUUCAGCUUCUGGGGGGCUGCGAAGAAGUCAAUCUCCAAAAGCCAAAAAACCAGUUCGCUUCUGCCUCAGGCACUGGACAGUCCACCGCAACCACCAGAGUCGGAUAUUCAUACAGGUAGCAACCAUGCUGAGUCAUCGUCCAAGAUCCUGUCAGCUCUGGGUGCUUUCGGCGGCAAAUCGGUGUGGCACACCGAAGCCGGCACCUCGCCGUCACCCGAUCUGGCCAAGCCGACGAAAUCCAGAAGCAACAAGAUCGCCGAUCGCAUGCGCGCCUUUGAAGUUGCCGACGACGAUAAGGAUAUCUCGGGCGCUGAACACGACAACGACAAGGACAAUGACGAUAGGGGCAAGAGGCGCGACAAGGACGAUAUUUACGCCGAAGAGAAAGACAGUCGCGACAACCACAGGGCCGGAGCUUGGGGUGAGUAUGGCGGCUACGAACAAUACGACCCCUACGAGUACGAAGCACCGAUCGACGAUAUUCCUCCCCGAACCGCGCCACCACCUCCCGCUCCCGUUGAGGUUGUAACGCCCAAGGAGGAGAGGAGGAAAAAGAAGAGCAAGGACAAGAAGGGCAAAGAAAAGGACAAGCCCAGAAGCUCGGAACCUGCUAUCAUCGACGUCGAAGCCUUUGCAGCUCCUCCGCCUCCUCCCCCACCUGCGCCGCCUUCUCCUCCGCCAGCAGCAGCCCCCUACCUCCCGCGCUCAACACACACCGGCUUUCCUGGCGGCUUCCCGCUCGACGACGAAGACCACCUCGACAAUCACCCCCGCCGGCGCAACAUCAUGGAUUCAGGAGACGAUGACGAGAUUGUUGAUAUCAUCGAAAUGGCGUCGGAAAAGAAAGUCAGUAAACGGUCGAGAAGGGCCGCCAGCUCUCCCGAGGUCGUUGAUGAUGAGAUCCAUCCACCACCACCUCCUCCCGUUCCAGUACCGCCCCCUGCUGUUCCUGAUCCGCCGCCUCCGCCCAUGUCGCCCAUGUCCCCUCCUUUUUCACGCUCUGUCAAGAAAGAGAGGACUAAAAUCAAUCGCGACGGUGCAUCUUGGAACAUGUGGUCAGCUGCUGCUCCGCCUCCGCCUCCGCCUCCUCCACAGGAGCCUAGUCCCAAGAAAUCAUCAUCAAGAAGUAAAGAAAAAGAGAGGGAAAGGGAAUCAAGCUCCAGGAAGAAGGCGUCCUCUGCUGCCAAAGCUGAGAAGUCCUCAUCCAGAGAUUCAGGGUCGGAGGAUAGGCCAGAGAAGAUUGACAGGGUGCGCUCCAAAGACAACCCGGCAAAUCGAUUCCCUAGCGUUUUCGCCAGCACUCCCCCCAUCUCUCGGAAUGUCGCAACCCGUGAGAAACGACACAUUUCAAGCAGCAAGCCAAGCUCACGGCGGCAGUCUGUGGAAAUGUCUGGUGGAAUCAUGAGCCCACCCCCUGAGGAGAUGUCGUCCAAGGCGGCCAAGAUCCUUGGUGUCGGUGGUGCUGCCGGUCUUGCUACUGGACUCGGCAUCGGCCUUUCAAGAUCCAGCGGUAGACGCAGUAGAAAGUCCGUCGACGAGGAGGGAGAUGUGGUCAUGGUCGAUCCCACACCACCCAGCCCGGACAAGGCGGAACGGCGUCGGUCGAGACAAUACCCUCCCCGUCCGGAGGAUGAUGUUGUCAUGGUUGAUGCCGGGGAUGCAACCCCUACUCGACCUCCUCUCAAGCGCUCAGCCUCGAGCGCGAAUAAGAAAUCGGGGUUCUCUUCUCUCUUUGGUGGUGUCUUUACACCGAGCAAGUCGGAUCCCCGUUUGGAUCCGCGCUCCACAGACCCUCGUCUGGAUUCGCGCCCAGAGCCUCGUAGGCGCAGCACUGCUUUUACAACGACGGAUGAGGAAGCUGGAAGACGAGUUGAAGAGGAUGAAGCUGAGCGGGAGGCUCGCCGCGCUGCUCGUCGUGCUGCACGCCGAGCCGAGAAGGAAGCUGCAGAGAGGGGUGCAGGUGAACAAGCAGCCGAGGAAGCCCGCCGGGCCAAGGACGAAGAACGCCGUCGGCGACGCAAGAGACAACAAGAAGAAGAAGAGGCCCGCAGACAGGAAGAAAAAGAAGCGCGGCGUGCGGAAAGACGUGCUCAACGUGCUCGGGAGGAAGCUGACAGGCGAUAUGCAGAGCAGCCGGAUUCUGAGAAAGCGGAGCGUCGCAGGCAACGUGCAGAGAGGGAGGCUGCCGAAGCCGAUGCUCAGGCCCGGCGGGCAGCGAGACACCAGGAGCGUCGCCGCGGUCACCAGCCGGAGGAGCCGGCUCGGGAUAUUGUUGAAGAAGAACGCCACCACCGUCGUCACCGCAGCCACCAGCCCGAAGAUUUUGCACAGCGUGACCCAGAAGAAGAAGAACGACGCCGUCGCCGUGAUGCAAGACGGGCUACGCAAGAAGCCCAAGUGAGGGAGGAGCGUCAUCAUGUAAACGGACGACAUCGUUCUGAACCUCCUGUCGAGCACUCGGUAUAUCCUAAUGAGCACCAGCACGCAAGAGAAAACACGGCUGGCUCGUGGCCUCAUUCGGGCACGUCAUCCUGGGUGAAGGAGCAUUCUGAUGCGCCACCGCCUCCAGAAAAUGAGGAAGAAGAUGAGGGUCCUCUCCCCGUCGAAGAGGUGAUUGAUGAGGAAGAGGCACGCCGUGAAGCUCGUAGGGCGAGACGUCGGUCAAGAUAUGCUGAGGCGGCAGCUGUUGAGAAUGGCGGGAUGACUGCUGAAGAUCUUGACGAGGAAAGACGAAGAAGAAAGCGACGCGAGGAACGGGAGCGGGAUAGGGAGAGGGAGAGGGAUCGUGCUGAGCGUGAUCAUCGCUACCCCCCCGAACGGGACUAUCACAAAGGAUCGGAUGGCAGUGGAGAUAUGCGCCGUGAUCCUCGACGCAGCUCAACAUUCGAUGCUGCCACGCCAAGAAGCUCGUGGUGGAAGAGACUCGCUGGGAAAAACUGA
Molecule: messenger RNA, 6957 nt
Organism: Podospora pseudocomata
Lineage: Eukaryota; Fungi; Ascomycota; Sordariomycetes; Sordariales; Podosporaceae
Exons: 4
Coding region: 1-6957 (2318 amino acids)
Source: RefSeq, a predicted model, not a curated record